UAAUACCGGUUUCGUCUCCCUGGCGAGCGGUGGCGCUAGCUCUGCGAGCAGUUGUAUUUUGGGAAUCGUCCGUGGUCGUUCGUCGCGAAGAAGUGGGCGUUGGUGCUGCGAUUCCCUUCGUCCUGACUCAAAACUCGGUUAGAAAAAAAGAAAGAAAGAAGAGGCCCCUCUUGGUCUACUCGUUGACGAAACUCGACGGUACGGAGCAAAGCGGUCGGUGCAAAGACGAUUGGUUCUAGCGCCGCGCACGACUGGAUCGUCACGUUCCACAACAUCGAACGCAGGAACGCCGCUGCAGCAGCUGUAGAUGUCUGAGGAACGGCUUAACGCUGUCCUCACGCGAUUGUCUGGGCUAAAAGUUGCUCGGGAUCAUCUCGGCAGUGUGACGACCAUGUCGGUUCCGGACCUGGCUGCCUUGGUGGAGCGGCUGGAGCAGGUGGCCUUCCGGCUGGAGCACUGCGAGGGCGGCCAGCUGGGCAGGGGAGGUGGCGGUUCCCCCGCAGCGCGCAUGCUCAUGCGUGGCACCUCGGUCGAGCUGGUGUCUGCCUCGGUGCAGGGCUUUGAGGCCCUGCUCAAGGGGCCCUUUCAGGCAUACCUGGCCCUCAGCAGGACCAUCGGGGCAGAGGUGCACACCCAUGCGACUAUGGUAGAGAAGGCACUGCAGCUUCAGAGGCAGUUUUUGGGAGUCGUGGCGAAGGCACGCCAGCCUGACAAGCAUGGCUUGAUUUCGUUGCUGAAGCCAACGUCCGACGAGAUUCAAGCCAUUCAGACUUACCGCGAGAAGAACCGCACAAGCAAGUUCUUCAAUCAUCUGUCUGCCAUCAGCGAGUCUAUCCCAGCCCUGGGAUGGGUGACUAUCUCUCCAGCCCCUGCGCCCUUUGUGAAGGAGAUGAGCGACGCCUGCCAGUUUUAUACCAACAGGAUUCUCAUGGACUACAAGGAAAAGGACAAGACCCACGUGGACUGGGCCCGCUCGUGGCUAACCGUGUUGUCGGAGCUGCAAGCCUUUGUCAAGGAGCACCACCUCACUGGCCUGGUGUGGAACCCCAAGGGCUGUGACGUGACUGCCGUAGCGGGGGCAGGGUCCCUGCCACCGUCGGUGGGUGGGGGCCCCCCUCCCCCUCCCCCUCCUCCCCCUGCGGACUUUGCCAACCAGGUGCCUCCCGAAGACCCCAGGGCCGCCCUCUUCAGGGACCUCAACAAGGGAGAGGGCAUCAGCAAGGGCCUGAAGAAAGUGAGUGCCGAGCAGAUGACCCACAAGAACCCGACACUGCGUUCCCAGGGGGCGGUGAAGCCGGGAGGGGCUCCUCAGCCCUUCAGGGCUGGGGGCCAUCCGGGUGGUGCCUCUCAGGAAGUCUUGAAGCCCCCCAAGCUGGAGCUCGAGGGAAAGAAGUGGUGUGUGGACUACCAGGUGAACAACGAGCAAAUUGUGCUGGACCAGACUCAGAUGAACCAGUCUGUCUGCAUCUACAAGUGCGUCAACUCUGUCAUCGUGGUCAAGGGCAAGGUUAACUCCAUCGUCAUUGACUCGUGCAAGAAGACCUCCGUUGUUUUUGAGGACAUUGUGUCCGUGGUGGAGUUUAUCAACUGCCAGAGCGUGAAGGCCCAGUCCCUGGGAAGGGUGCCCACCAUUGCGGUGGACAAGACAGACGGGGCCCACAUCUACCUUUCGGAGAAGUCGCUCGACGUCGAGGUGGUCACCUCCAAGUCAUCCGAGGUGAACGUCUCCGUCCCGGCGGGCAGCAACGGAGACUACCGGGAGAUUCCGGUUCCGGAACAGUACAAGUCGAUUUGGAACGGCAAGAGCCUGACGACGAGCGUCAUUGAGAAGGCGUAACUUCCGGAGAUGCCUUCUUUUUCUUUUUCUCUCGGCGUCCCAGAUCUACGCUCUUCCGCCUACGCGAUCCGGGCAUUUGGAAAAAAAGUGGUUUGUUCUGACGGCGAGACGCAGAGACCAUAACCCCAACCCCUCUUCGCGGAACGAGCCUGCCGUUUCGACCGACCGAGCCGCAAGGCGAUCUUUGCAUUGCGUACUACGAGCAAAGUUUUUACCGAACAGACCCGUCUUUCUCUAUUUAUAUAUGCAGGUCUCCCUUUUCUUUUCUUUUUUUUUACUUCCUCACCUUUAGACGAGGAUGGUAGAUUUUUUUUGCUGUCUGUUGUGCUAUUUUUUUUUUUUACUAGUCAAAAUGGUGGGAAAUGUCUGAAGCAGUACUUGGAUAACAUGUGGCUCUAAACCGAGGUGGAGAGAGAAAGAGCUCUUGAAGAGCUUGUGCGGAUGAUUUGUGUGGAUCUUUUGCGACGGAUUGCUCAAUAAAAUUUCGGAAGGGUGUUUACAAA
This is a messenger RNA of Ixodes scapularis (black-legged tick), 2340 nucleotides long. RefSeq names its product adenylyl cyclase-associated protein 1 (gene capt). The record is from RefSeq and is a predicted model, not a curated record. Gene Ontology annotation, molecular function: actin binding; adenylate cyclase binding. Lineage: Eukaryota; Metazoa; Arthropoda; Arachnida; Ixodida; Ixodidae. The transcript has 12 exons. The coding region runs from base 308 to 1837 and encodes 509 amino acids. Gene Ontology annotation, biological process: regulation of adenylate cyclase activity; cytoskeleton organization; cell morphogenesis. Gene Ontology annotation, cellular component: cytoplasm.